AUUCUCAGGGGAUGAGUUUUUGUGCUCGUUAGGGGCUGCGGUAAGGGAUUGCGUACGGGGUUCACUGUUUUCAGCAUUAAACCAGUUGCGAGAUUAUAAUUUUUUGUCUGAGAGCGCACCCAGGAAUUUGUUUGAGUAGUUGCAACACUACCAAUCAAUGAGUAAAUAAACAGCUGAUAUACGAAAUGACGAGCUGCCAGAAAUAAGAAGCCACAAAUAACCAACAUAAACAGCUUUAUUUAACGUUAGUGGAAAAUUGUUGGGAUUUACAUAUUUUAAAGGAAUUCAUAAUUAAACAAGAGCGAAAAAUAAAAAAGGAUAAGCACGCAAAUGCCAAAAGUGAAAAAUAAGUGUGUCCAAGGAUGUGGCGGAGGACACCGAGUUUUCAACUUCCCAAUACAGGAAAAAGACGCCGCCAGACACGCAAUUUGGCGUGAUCGCUUGGGUGUAGGCGAGACGCAUGCUAAAUACUUGUACGCCUGUGAACGCCAUUUCUCCAAAAGUAUGAGGUUAUCAAAGAAGUUGUUGGCAGACGCUGUUCCAGACCAAAACAUAACAGUGACCAUCGAAUUAGGAACUGAACAUUUUACGCCACAAGCGGCAGAAGAACCCAUGGAUGCAUGUGGUGAAAGUGGCGAAUUAUGUUUGCAUGAAUCCAUCUCAGAUUUGAAUCAAAAUUUAAAUUUAGCGUUUGUUGAAGCUAGGAACCAAGACCUGAUUAGCGAAAAUUCUAAAUUAAAGUCGCUUUUAGAAGAAAAAUGCAGAUAUAUUUGUUAUCUAAAAAAUCAGUUGUCCGAAGUUUCAACAAAGCUAAAAAAUGUAGAAAAAGAACUAUCUGAUAAAGUAGACGAACUGUCUGGUUUGGGUUGAUUAAAAUUUAUUUAAGUCACGCGUUGGUACCCAAUCCUUACCAUGGUGAAGAGAUGGAGGAACGCAUUACAUUUGAAUUUUAUAUCACCCAACAGAGGGGGCAGGUUGACAGGUGUAAUAUAAUAGUGCCUUCAAAAAUACUUUUUUAUUAUGUAAAUAAGCUAGAGAUAAUUUGUAAAGCAGAAUUUGCUUCAAACUUUCAUAUAAUAGAGUAAGUUAGUUUUAUUCGAAAAAAUGACAAAUGUUAUGUUGUAGUAACUGCGUCGAAAUUAAAUUCAAUUAAAACCAAAUGAAAUACAUACAUAAAUAAAAAUC
This is a messenger RNA of Anastrepha ludens (Mexican fruit fly), 1185 nucleotides long. RefSeq lists its product as uncharacterized. Lineage: Eukaryota; Metazoa; Arthropoda; Insecta; Diptera; Tephritidae. The record is from RefSeq and is a predicted model, not a curated record. The coding region runs from base 331 to 870 and encodes 179 amino acids. The transcript is spliced from 3 exons.